Messenger RNA from Sphenostylis stenocarpa, 453 nucleotides. NCBI's taxonomy places the organism in Eukaryota, Viridiplantae, Streptophyta, Magnoliopsida, Fabales, Fabaceae. The record is from the annotation of a GenBank genome assembly.
AUGCCUUCUCUCUCCUCCUACACCUUCGAUUCCUUCUCCAAAUCCCAGGAACUAUCCUCUGCCAUACAAUCUGCGAACAACCCUUCCCAAAUCGCAUCUGCUUGCGCCUCCAUCGACUCCUUCGUGCACUCUCACUCACCCGACCAAUCUCGUCACUUCUUCUCCCUCGCCUUCCCUACCCUAAUCUCCAAGCUCUUCGGCUUGGACGACCCCGCCUUUGCCAAUGCUUGGAUCCACCACCGCCACUCCGACGACCUCGCUCAAACCCUCUUCUCCCUCCUCUCCCGUCGUCGUUGCCAUCGACCGCCUCUCCCUCGUCAAAUGCGUCUUCCCCACCAAAUGCCUCCCUCACUGGACCCGUUCUUAAGUCCACUUUCAUCAGUUCCUCUGGUAUCUCUUGUUGGUUUUGGACUGUAUGAGUUAGGGUUCCCUGGGAUGCUUCUCCUUGGUUAG